AGUUGGAGCCGGAAAUAUUAGUUUCAGUUAUGCAACUACAGUCAGUAGUUAAAUUCAUUAAGAUUUCCUAUCCCAUUCACAUUUGUUCAACAAACCAAGUUUGACCAUUUAUUUUGUAAUUUACCAGUUUAAAUUUGAAACAUGCAAUGGUUCAUUCAUUGUAUUUUAUUAAUUCUCUUUUUUGCAUAUCAUUACUAUGCUACAUUAAAUUUUGACUAGAGGAAUGAAAAUUAAUAAUGAUGAUCACUAUACGUAUCUCUAUAAUAAAUUAACCAAUGGUUUUAAAUUCUGUUCAGUGAAAUGUUUAUUUUACACACAACCAAAAUAAAAAUUACAAUUACCGACAGUGGAGUGAUAUGAAGUAUAUGAUAGUGCAACUAAAUUUCAACUCAGAUAAAGAUGAAUAUAGGAGUAAGAGUUUGAUGCAAUGGCUGCUACACCGGCCCCCGUACCAGAACAGAAAGACAACAGGAAGCGCAAAGAGAGUAUUCUCGAUCUGUCUAAAUAUCUUGAGAAAGUGAUUAGGGUGAAAUUCUCUGGUGGGAGGGAAGCUGCCGGUGUCCUCAAGGGUUAUGACCCUUUGCUGAACCUAGUGUUAGACAAUACAACAGAGUUCCUUCGUGACCCUGAUGACCCGUACAAGCUGACUGAGGACACGAGGAUGUUGGGACUGGUUGUGUGUCGAGGGACAUCAGUAGUACUGAUCUGUCCAGUUGAUGGUAUGGAGAGCAUAUCGAACCCUUUCGUCCCACAGGAUGGAUAGUGUGUCAUUUAAUAUAUCACCUUUCUUUUAUCUGUAUAAGUUUACUUUAACAAUAAUGUAACAUAUAAUCAAGUCAAUUUGUAAUAAACAUUACAAAAUCUA
Molecule: messenger RNA, 865 nt
Organism: Homalodisca vitripennis (glassy-winged sharpshooter)
Lineage: Eukaryota; Metazoa; Arthropoda; Insecta; Hemiptera; Cicadellidae
Gene: LSm7
Product: U6 snRNA-associated Sm-like protein LSm7
Exons: 2
Coding region: 428-763 (111 amino acids)
Biological process (GO): mRNA splicing, via spliceosome; nuclear-transcribed mRNA catabolic process
Cellular component (GO): U6 snRNP; Lsm1-7-Pat1 complex; U2-type prespliceosome
Molecular function (GO): RNA binding
Source: RefSeq, a predicted model, not a curated record